Molecule: messenger RNA, 3017 nt
Organism: Hippoglossus stenolepis (Pacific halibut)
Lineage: Eukaryota; Metazoa; Chordata; Actinopteri; Pleuronectiformes; Pleuronectidae
Product: caspase-6
Exons: 8
Coding region: 62-961 (299 amino acids)
Biological process (GO): proteolysis; apoptotic process
Cellular component (GO): cytoplasm
Source: RefSeq, a predicted model, not a curated record
UGUUUCUUUUGGCGAAGGGACUUCAUUUUUCUGUCGGAGGAAGGAGAGAGGAGCUGGGAUCAUGUCGUCGGGAGACUCACUGGAAGGAACUGUUGCCAGAGACAGCCACACCGCAACAGACAGGGCUGCAUGCACGGAGAACCUAACGGAGACAGAUGCCUUUAUCAGAAGCUCUCUAGCUCUGGAUCCUGCAGAGGAGUACAAGAUGACCAACAAGCGACGAGGCCUCGCGCUCAUCUUCAACCAGGAGCGUUUCUUCUGGCGCCUGGGCUUAAACGACCGGCACGGAACUAACGCUGACCGCUACAACCUGGAGAGAAGGCUGAUUGCUCUGGACUUUGACGUGAAAAGUUAUGAUAACUACAAAGAGGAGGAGGUCUUAGAAAUAAUCAAUUCAGCUGCCGGCGCCAAUCACUCAGACGCAGACUGCUUUUUGCUCAUCUUCCUGAGCCACGGUGAGAACAACCACGUUUAUACCUUCGACGGCAAGAUCGCCAUCCAGGACAUCACAGCCAUGUUCAAAGGAGACAAGUGCAAGAGCCUUGUAGGAAAACCAAAGAUCUUUAUACUGCAGGCGUGCCGCGGAGACAAGCACGAUGACCCAGUGACGGCCUUCGAUGCAGUUGACAGUGAAAUAAAGACGAAUGAGGUGGUGGUGGAUGCCAGCGCCGUCUACACCCUCCCUGCUGGAGCUGAUUUCCUCAUGUGCUAUUCUGUGGCUGAAGGCUACUAUUCCCACCGGGAGACCAUCAAUGGAUCCUGGUAUAUCCAGGAUCUCUGUGAGCUGCUUCAGAAGUUCGGGGAUUCCCUCGAAUUCACAGAGCUUCUCACGCUGGUCAACAGAAAAGUGUCAAUGAGGAGCGUUGGGAACUCUAGUGACCGGAACGCCAUCGGGAAGAAGCAAGUACCUUGCUUUGCUUCAAUGCUCACCAAGAAACUAUACUUCAGACCCAAAAAGUAACAGUCUCUGAUCUCAGUCAUUCAAUUAGCUGUUUUUUUUUAUUGUUUCCUGUGCAACAGGUUCUGUUAAAUCCAGAUAUAAAUGAUGUUUUUCCUGUGGUCCACUUCUGUAUGUUGUUGCUGAGCACCAUUAUUGAACGAUGCACUCAACAAUCAGCUAAUUUAAAGGUGUAGAAUUUCCAAUCAAAUCAGUGGUUAUAAAAUAACAGGAAUGUGCAUUUCCCCUGAAGAGGUGAAAUGUGAAGUUUCUCCCGGGCUCAGGCGAUCGCACCUGAAACCUGUUUCCCAAGUUUCACAUUGACAAAUCAGUCUUCAUAUCUGGGUUGAACCAUGACUCAGUUUAUGAAGGGGAUUUUAAAGGUUUGCAUCAACGUGACAGGAGGAUCAAGAUGCUGAUAAUAUCAGAGGUAGAGGCGAUGUGGUUACUGACCAGGUGCCUGUAAAUCAGUGAAUGAUUUGCAGACUUAUCUACUGUACUUUACCGUUUCUUUCGUGUUAAUGUGAACAUGAAACAAGUAGAUAAGAUGAGGUUAUAAUGUAAUCCAAUACAGCAGCCCUGCAGUAUUUACCUCGGCAGAGGAGGUUAUGUUUUCUUCUGAGUUUGUUGUUUAGCAGGAUUAUACAAACACUAAUGAACAGAUUUCCAUUAUAUUGUGCAGGGGCAUGGCGUGACAAAAAGGGAGGAUCUAGUAUUUUUCUCACAGGGCGAGAUGGAGCGUUAGCCUUGGUGUAGGUAUGCUCUCCCUGAGUGCCUUCUAAAGCUGAAUCAGUAUAUUGGAAACUCAUCACAGCUACAUGUGUGCAAUAGAUAUAUUUAACAAGUCUUACCUGCAAACUCAACUUUAAUACUCGGCACAGCUCUGUGUUUUCAGCGUACUGUAGCACAGCCACUCAGAUUAAUGAGUUGGUAAAAGUGUAUGAACUCGAUUAUCCUUUAGCAAAGGCCACAUGUGUAACAUCAUUAAAGUUAAUAUAAUUUUUAAGAAAUCAAAUAUUAAAAAGGAGGGAAAGGAGCCAAGUAAGCAUCUUAUAUAGCAAAUGCUAUAUAUGUUAUAUACGCUGUUAUUUAGUGAUUAAAUUCAGGAUCUGGGCAAAUUUCCACUUGUGCUAUUUCCUGGUGGAAGCCCUGAAUGCAUCUUUACAUAUUUAUAGUAAAUGUAUUUUACCAGAUGAUUUCAUUUUCUACCCUUUGAGAAGCUGUCUGGCCCAAAAUGUCCAGUCUCAGGGUGACUCCAUAUUUAAUUUUAACUUUAUAAAGACAAAAAUGAAGUGAAUGCAAUUUUGCUUGAGGCUUUUUUUUUAUGCCAGAAAUGUGAAAUCAAUGGUUAAUCUCUUGAGAUAUUAAUUCGUGGUCGUCAUGUAUUGUAUCGCUACAUGUUGUAAGAUGUUCCUUCCUGUUAUUUUAUCCAACCACUGUAACACUUAACUGCAAGAUGACCAAGGACCACCUUCUGUGUUAGCGAGUCUCCAUUGCCUUGUUUAAUCCAGUUUCAACCACUGUGGUGCCACAACAAUAUUGUCUUAUUCUCUUUUUGUCUCUGCUGAAAAUGUCAAAUGACAUUUGUUUUUUUUAAGCUGUAAAAUCUGUUUUUUGCGAGGCAGUUGACAUCACAGCACAGCAACCAGGUACCAGUGCUUGAUGAUACGGAUGAUAUUGUUCACAUCAUGGUUUAACUGUCUCUAUAAGCACCAAUGAUCACGUAAACGCAUUAUCCAGGGACAACGUUAACAAGCUGUUUGUCCAAACCCCCGCCACCAAAAAGGGAAUCCAUGUUUGUGCUGUUCUUUGUGUGGCGUAGCAGUUUACAGUACUACGUUUUAAUAUUGCGUAUUUGCACCCAAAACAGCAACAAACGACAAUGUGGAAAACUACCUCAGGGAGAAGGGGUGUCCUGUUCUAAAACACGUACUGUGGACCUAAAACACUUUCAGCUGUGUUGCAUGACCAAUACUCAGGAAAUACAUAACUACCAGCAAACGCUAAUUCUGUAUUUUUGUGGUCUGAAUCUUUUGACUUUUUUUUUUCUUUUUUUACAAUAAAAUCUGUGUGACAUCAA